AUGUCUGCCGACAAACGAGUCUGCCUCGCCUAUUCUGGCGGUCUUGACACCUCUACGAUCCUCAAAUGGCUUAUCCUUGAGGGUUACACCGUCGUCGCAUUCCUCGCCGACGUCGGGCAGCAGGAGGACUUCGCCGAGGUGGAGAAGAAGGCUCUGGCUCUCGGCGCCGAGCGCAUGAUCAUCGAAAACUUGCAGCAGGAGUUCGUCGAUGAGCUCAUCUUCCCGGCCAUCCAAUGCAAUGCUAUUUACGAGGACCGGUACCUCCUUGGAACGAGUCUGGCUCGUCCCGUCAUUGCUCGCGCUCAAGUUCGGACUGCCCACAAGUACAAUUGCAAGCUUCUCAGCCACGGCUGCACUGGCAAGGGCAAUGAGUACGUCUUCUCGGCCCAAGUGAGGUUCGAACUUGCCUGGAAGGCAUGCGACCCUAGCCUCUCCAUUAUCGCACCGUGGAGGAUCCCCGCAUUCUUCAACCGUUUCCAGGGCCGACAAGAUCUCCUCAAGUUUGCCGCGGAGAAUGGCAUCCCUGUCUCAUCCACCCCCAAGGCACCGUGGUCCCAGGACGAUAACCUGGCUCACUGCAGCUACGAAAGUGGUAUCCUUGAGAAGCCGGACGUGCCUGCACCCAAGAGUGUCUGGACUAGGACUGUUGACCCGCUCGACGCCCCCGAUGUUCCCACCAAGUUCUCCGUUACCUUCCGAGCGGGAGUGCCUGUCAAACUCCAGGUUGAAGGCGGUGAGACCGUGACGGGCUCUCUUGAGCUCUUCAAAGCCCUGAACGAUAUCGCUGGCCGCAACGGCGUUGGACGGAUAGACAUUGUCGAGUCGCGCUUUAUUGGCCUCAAGAGCCGUGGAGCGUACGACUCCCCUGCAUUGACUGUGCUCAGGCUUGCACACAUCGACAUUGAGGGUAUGACGGUCGACUCGAAGGUCAAGCAAAUCAUGGCCUGGGUUGGGAACCAGUGGUCGCAGUGCCUCUACAAUGGCAUGUACUUCUCCCCUGAGCGUGAACUGCUGGAAAACUCCAUCCUCUUCAGCCAGAAGCACGUUCACGGUACAGUGGACAUGAUGGUCUACAAGGGAGCAGCCCACGUCCUCUCCAGGUCUGCGCCUGAAAGCAACCUGUACAGCGAGGAACAGGCCAGUAUGGACACCCUUGAAGGCUUCAGCCCCGAGGACACCACCGGAUUCAUUGCCAUCCAGGCUAUCCGAUUGGAGAAGUAUGGUGCUGCCAAGAUCCAGCAGGGCGAGCCUUUGACCCGAAGCGCAUAA
Messenger RNA from Purpureocillium lilacinum, 1269 nucleotides. RefSeq names its product adenylosuccinate synthetase. Gene Ontology annotation, biological process: L-arginine biosynthetic process; urea cycle. The record is from RefSeq and is a predicted model, not a curated record. NCBI's taxonomy places the organism in Eukaryota, Fungi, Ascomycota, Sordariomycetes, Hypocreales, Ophiocordycipitaceae. Gene Ontology annotation, cellular component: cytoplasm. Gene Ontology annotation, molecular function: ATP binding; argininosuccinate synthase activity.